This is a messenger RNA of Nilaparvata lugens (brown planthopper), 2106 nucleotides long. RefSeq names its product phosphate carrier protein, mitochondrial. Gene Ontology annotation, cellular component: mitochondrial inner membrane. Lineage: Eukaryota; Metazoa; Arthropoda; Insecta; Hemiptera; Delphacidae. Gene Ontology annotation, biological process: mitochondrial phosphate ion transmembrane transport. Gene Ontology annotation, molecular function: phosphate transmembrane transporter activity. The record is from RefSeq and is a predicted model, not a curated record. The coding region runs from base 113 to 1195 and encodes 360 amino acids. The transcript has a single exon.
AUAUGAUAUCAAGACGCCCUUUUCCGUCACAUGACUUGUCCGCUGCUGGGAGCUAGUCUUCAUUCGGUCUGACUUAUUGGAAAAUUUUUUAAUUUUAAUCAAAGUCUUAAAAAUGUGGCAAUCUCUAAUGGAAACAGCUAAAUACAGCCCUUUUAAGAAUCCAGUCAGCAUCGCUCAUUGUGAACCUGCAAACAACGAUAAGAUGUUAUCACCCGUACCAGGACGUACUAUUGGAUUUGCAGCUACACCAAUUCGUCAGCCAGGAGACAGUUGUGACUUUGGCUCACCGAAAUACUUCGCAUUAUGUGGACUUGGAGGUAUACUAUCAUGUGGUCUUACUCAUACAAUGGUUGUGCCAUUAGAUUUGGUUAAAUGUCGAUUGCAAGUCGACCCUGGUAAAUACAAAUCUUUAAUCCAUGGUUUCAAGGUUACAAUCGCCGAAGAGGGCUCAAGAGGCCUUGCUAAAGGAUGGGCACCUACAUUCUUUGGCUACUCUGUACAAGGGCUUGGAAAAUUUGGUCUUUAUGAAUAUUUCAAGAUCCUGUACUCUGAUCUUAUGGGAGAAGAGAAUGCUUUUCUGUGGAGAACUUCACUAUAUCUUGCAGCUUCAGCCUCCGCUGAGUUCUUUGCUGACAUUGGUCUCAGUCCAUUUGAAGCAACCAAAGUAAAAAUCCAGACAACACCUGGAUUUGCUAGCACAUUCAGAGAGGCGGUCCCAAAAAUGUACGCUCAGGAGGGAACCAAUGCUUUUUUCAAGAGUCUUGUUCCACUGUGGUGCAGACAGAUUCCAUACACAAUGAUGAAAUUUGCAUGCUUCGAGCGUACCGUAGAGUUAUUGUACAAGCAUGUUGUUCCCAAGCCGCGUGCCGACUGCACGAAGGGAGAACAGUUGGUCGUCACUUUUGCUGCCGGUUACAUCGCUGGAGUGUUCUGUGCCGUCGUCUCACAUCCUGCUGACACCGUAGUCUCAAAAUUGAACCAGGAGAAGGGAUCAAGUGCCCUCGAUGUAGCCAAGAAGGUCGGAUUCGGAGGUCUGUGGAAGGGUCUUGGCCCGAGGAUCAUCAUGAUUGGUACACUAACAGCUCUGCAAUGGUUCAUCUACGAUUUCGUGAAAGUAUCUCUUGGAAUUCCUCGCCCUCCACCACCAGAGAUGCCAGAGUCACUCAAGAAGAAACUAGCAGCUGAAGGAAAGUAAUUCUAAAUUUGUUGAAAUUCAUGUUAUGAAAAAAUUGUAGAAGCAGUAAGUCGAAAUCCAUGUAAAAAUUAUCAUUCCAUUCAGUAAGAUAAUAGAAGCCCCCAUUAGACCCAAUGUAUAUUAGUUGAAAUUAAUUUGGACAUUGUCAUUAUUUACACAAUAAUUUAUACGCUUCGACGCAUUUUAUUUCAAGGUCAUUCCAUACAACCUCUCUCGAAUUUUAUCAACUAAGUUAAUGAAAUCAUUCUUGUCCAACUUUGAUGAUUAGAUGCUAGUCUAAUGAUUUCAAAUGCUUGAAUUUAAAUUAUUUCCUUUGAAUUAAGGAAUCAAAAUCUCAUGUCUAAUGAGCAAUAUUAGUCUAUAGAUAUUUUGUGUAUUUAUUUAUUUUGUCCUGCUUGUUGUAUUAAAUUAAUGGCUUUCAGCCAAAUUUAGUUUGUUAAAACGUCAAUCAUUUCAUCGUAAUGAUUAAUGUAUUAUCAACUGCAUUAGUUCAGUCGUAAAAUUAUUUCUCAAUAGUGUAAUCAUUCCAUUGAAUUUAAAUUCAAAAUUUUCCAUCAUUUAUAGUCUACUAGAGAUUUACUUUUAUUAAAUGAUUGUCGAUCAUGACGAACUUGAAAUAUUUAAAUUUUAAUUCAAUUUCCACUGAUGUUUUACUGGCAUAUCUUUUCAUUAAAAUCUAGCUACAUAAAAAUGUAACCAUGAAUUCCUUAUAAAAUUUCAAAUUAAUUUUUGAAAAACAAUUCAAUGUUUUAGUUGAAUGUUAGUUAUGUUGAAAAAUUUAGUCAUUCCACUCAUCUCAGAAAAUGCAUUAUGUAUUCCAAUAGAUUCGCUAUUAAAUGUUAAUCACAUUCCAUCAAAAAUUGCAAAUUGAUGAACAAAAUCUGUUAUAUUAAAGUUUCAAUUAUUGACAA